Messenger RNA from Xylona heveae TC161, 936 nucleotides. RefSeq lists its product as hypothetical. Lineage: Eukaryota; Fungi; Ascomycota; Xylonomycetes; Xylonales; Xylonaceae. The transcript has a single exon. The record is from RefSeq and is a predicted model, not a curated record. The coding region runs from base 116 to 637 and encodes 173 amino acids.
ACAGAAAACACGAACGCACUUGGGGCUGAAGCCGCAAUUUUGGAGCAGUAAACCUCAAGGCGUUGACCGCUUUGCCUCGACCAUAUAUGGAUCGGUCGUGCUAAAACAGUGAUGAAUGACAGGGCACGCUGCUGAAUCUGCCAACCAGACAACUUUUUUCCACGGCUGCGCGAACUCGAGGCCGCCGCUGCUUGGUUGUUUGCAUUGGCCACUGGAACCUUUUCGCACAGCAUCUCGAAGUGCUCUAUCUUCGCGUGGCGAACUUAGUUUAAACAGCGGAGACGUUCCACUACCAGUCUCGCUUUUAAAACAGCGGUUUCUCUACGUGUGUCACUAUCGCAAUAUUCCCUUACGGAAAAGCAGCUGUGCCCUCUCUCUCAGCGAUACACGCCAUAUUCCUCAGAAGUUAUCCUCCUUUGGCGUAGGGGUUGCUGAAGGGAGCUCUUUAGGUUUUCUUUAUUUGGGUAAUCCAAAAAGGUCUAAUAGCUCUUUACAGUUUUCCGUCGUUCAAGUGAACGCACGAAAAGCUUGCUCGAUGAUUCCCUAUACCAGCUUUUCAUGCCUCAUAAACGUGGCAUCCACCCCAACGCCGAUGGGAAAGCUCACAGCACUUUCCCACUCCUGCGACGAUAAUUGACGAUUCGAAUGGAGCACAGUGACUACGGCAUUCAACUUCUUCGCGCGACUUUACGGUCCGUACGAGGCAAAUGCGAUUCCAGAUAAUUCAAGAUUUAUUUACAAUUAUUCUCUUGACUAUGAUAGAAGUUCAGAGUCGAGCAUAGAGGGCGAGGUAUAAAGGCACAAAUAUAUAGUACAGCAAAAUCAACGACUGAAUACCGGCUGAUGACCGGCUUUUCGGAUAUUUAACAAUGACCUCCUCCAGUGUCCAUACACAGCUCCUUCAUGUGCACACAAAGGCAAAGAUAUCUAACUGAG